AUGUCGGCUGAUGAAGACAAUGAAACUACCAACCCAGUUCUGAUGCAGCUGACCCACCACAUGAUUAUAUUCCCUAAGGUGAUACCAUCACAAUGCAUCACUGAAGAGGAUUUGGCAUCGGCAGGUUCGCAUCACUCAGAAGGCACGCAUGAUAGAGGUUUCUGGGAUGCAGAAAGCAGGCCUGUUGAAUGGGGCCAGGACUCUGCUAUCGCCACAGCAGUGAAGAUCACAUGUGCGAUCAACGGAGUCAGCAUCCGGAAAAGAAUGCAGGCAAAGGCAAAGGCAAAGGCCACAGCGGCAGGUGACUCCCACCCUGUCAGAUGCUCUAAGUCACAUGCCCCCAAGUCCCGAGUUGUGAACAAUACUCCGGUCAAUACCCGGUCCUGGCAGAUCUUGAUACCGCCGGCACUUUCCUCUUUGGAUGUUGAGCCCAACAACAUUGAACACGGAGACUCUGCACCGGAUGCUAACCCAAUGUCUGUUGAUGUUCCACUGGUUCACACAGAGGUUCAACCGAUGCCUAUGAUGUGCCCAUUGGUGCAAGCCGAGGCGGAAACGCUGCAAGCAGUCAAUCCCGCGCAGCCCGAGCCAACUGCAAGGGACAUCCUCCAGAGCAUCCAGGACCUUGGAAGGCGGCUUGAUCUUCUCGCCACCAGCGAAAGGGUCGAUGAGUUGGAUGCAAGACUCGGUUCGGUGGAAGAUGUCUUUGGGCGGCGAUUGAGUGCACUUGAGCAACAUCUCAAUUCACCUGAUACAGAAUGGAGAGCAAUGUCAGCUUCUGUUGGCCAUUUAACCAUUGCUCUUCGGGACCAUAAAGAUGAUCUGACUGCACAUCGUUCCCGUAUCAACACUACCGCUUAUGCCCCCCCAAGUCAUGCAAAUGCACACCUGCCGGCCUGGCUCACUCAGAGUGAUGAAGACCCACACAUCUCAGCAAUUGGCCGACAGUGGACUCAUGCGUGGGAUGCGUCUGUGAUGACAGGUGUUCAAGGGCAUGUCGGCACCUCAGCAUCUGCUGUGCUCAUUACGGAAACUGUCGAUUCCAUGGUCCCGGCAGCGGAUGUAUCGCCAGACACCUCUAACAAUCUCUCAAUGAUAUCCGAUGAUUAA
Suillus fuscotomentosus is the source of this 1110-nucleotide messenger RNA. RefSeq lists its product as uncharacterized. Bases 1 to 1110 code for a protein of 369 amino acids. The record is from RefSeq and is a predicted model, not a curated record. Lineage: Eukaryota; Fungi; Basidiomycota; Agaricomycetes; Boletales; Suillaceae. The transcript is spliced from 5 exons.